UUCAAUGUAACACUUGUUCAAUGCACGUGGCUUAAGUUGGACAGCAGUAUUUCAAGUGGAACUUGAUCACCAGCUGAACUGAAAGAAAUGCUGGCUGAAACAUAUAUGGAAGAAUAAAUAAACUGAACAUUGUAAGCUUAUAGUAAGCGAAAGGGGCACUGUUCAUUCUGUCUCUUCCAGCUCAUGUGACAAUAUGGGUAAAGAUAAGACCAAAAACCAGAAGACCUCACGCCUUAAGGCAAAUCAGUUGGCGGAGGAGACCUUCGGCUCAGUUCCCCACAGCUUUGUCUUUCACCGGGGGAGAAUUGGCAAGAAUGUCGGACAGCUUGUAAUGGACAUGCGGUGUGUCAUGCAGCCAUUCACAGCAGAGUCAUUAAAGGUGCGGAAAAGGAAUGUCUUAAAAGAUUUCGCGAAUGUGGCGGGGCCACUGGGAGUUACACACUUUGCCAUCUUUACCAAAACAACAAACAGUGUGAACUUGAGACUGGCUCGCAUCCCUAAAGGCCCCACACUACAUUUUCGUGUCAGCAAAUAUGCCCUCAUCAAGGAUGUGGUGUCGUCCCUGAAGAAGCACAGAAUGCACGAGCAGCAGUUCACCCACCACCCACUGCUGGUGUUGAACAACUUUGGAGUGGAGGGCAUGCAUGUCAAACUCAUGGCCACAAUGUUCCAGAACAUGUUCCCAUCCAUCAAUGUGCACAAAGUAAAUCUUAAUAACAUAAAGAGAUGUGUUCUUCUGAAUUACGAUCCAGCAUCACAGGAGAUAGAGUUUCGGCACUACAGCAUAAAGGUGGUGCCGGUGGGCAUGAGUAAAGGUGUGAAGAAACUCAUGCAGGAGAGGUUCCCCAACAUGAGCAAGUUUGAGGACAUCAGCGAGCUGCUCCUCAAGGGGGCGAACCUGUCGGAAAGCGAGGCCGAGCUGGACGGCGAACACAACAUCACAGAGCUGCCGCAGGCUUACGCCGGCCGCGGAAACAUGACCUCCCAGCAGAGUGCAGUUCGGCUAACAGAGAUUGGUCCCAGAAUGACGCUGCAGCUUGUGAAGAUUGUGGAAGGCUUGGGGGAGGGCAAAGUGAUGUAUCACUCCAUUGUCUCUAAGUCUGAGGAGGAGCUGCAGGAGAUUCUGAAGAGGAGGGAGACACGUCUGAAGGAGAAAGCAGCGCGCAGGAAGAAGCAGGAGGAGAACAUCGCCCUGAAGAAAGAUUACAGAGAGGCGCACAAAAAGAAAAGCCUGGAAGGCAUCAAGAAGAAGAAGGCGGCUGAUGGUGGAUCUGACGAUAGUGAGGUGGAAGACCCAGGGACACAGGAGCGCAGCAACGCAGCAGCGUGGGUGUCGUCUGAUGAUGAGGAAGAAUACUACAGACAGGCUGUGGGGGAGGACCCUGAUGAAGAUAUGUUCCCAGCUAAGAGGAAACGCGAUCCCAGCAAGUCUCCCGGGCCUUUCAAAAAGAGGAAAAUGUCAGCAGGAAGAGGCGCCUCUAUGGGUGGCAGUGACAGGAAGAGGCAAGGCUCGAAGCCUUUCGCCAAGUCAGAAUUUGGGGGAAAGGGUUCGGAAUGGAAAAAGACGGGGGAAGGAGGCAAGAAGUUUGGGGGUAAAAAGAUGGGGGAAGAAGGUGGAAAGUUCGGGGGCAAGAGAAUGGGUAGGGGGGGCAAAAAGUUUGGAGACAGAAAUGAAGGGGAAGGACGCAGAGACUUUAAGGGGAGGAACACAACGGGUGGCGGCUCUAAAUUUAAAGGGUCGAGGGGAGGGGGGAGAGGAGGCAGCCGAGGAGGAAGAGGCGGCGGCAGAGGAGGAAGAGGAAGAGGCGGCACAACGGAAAGGAUGAUGAACGGCAGUGAAAGCUUUCAAAUUCAGCUCUUGCCCCCACUAUUUGGCAUAGAAUUCUUCGUGGCGCUGGUGGGAAAUGUGUUUGCGCUAUGUCUGCUUAUCAUCAAAGAGAGGAAGAACUGGCAUACCGGAGUGGUGUUCUCCUUCAACCUGGCCAUCAGCGAUGUUCUUUACGUCCUCACACUGCCUCUUCUAAUCGUCUACUACGCCAAGGGGCGGGAAUGGCCCUUUGGGACCGCCGCCUGCAAAAUAGAACGCUUCCUUUUCACAUGCAACCUGUACGGGAGCAUCUUCUUCAUCAUGUGUAUUAGCGUGAACAGAUGGGUGGCUAUCGUUUACCCUUUCUUCACUCGUAACCACGUGCUACCAAAACAUGCCAAAAUUGCUGGUCUCCUGAUCUGGGUGGUGGUGAUCGCAAUUUCAGUUCCUGUGCCGAUGUUCGCGGACACCUGCCCGAAAGAAAGUAACCCCGGAAAGUUCUACUGCCAGGCCUACUGCAAAAACAAUAAUGAUACAGUUGAAAAGUCCCACUUCAGUUACAAACUGUUUCUGGCCGUGGUGGGAUGCAUGGUCCCUCUAUUAGUGACGUUUUCAUCAUAUGCUGGUUUGAUUUGGGUCAUUUACAAAAAUUCAAACAUAACAUUGUUGGAGAAGAGAAAAGUGGCGCUAAUGGUUGUCUCCGUCCUAAUGCUGUACGUUAUUUCUUUUGUUCCCUACCAUAUCCUACAAAUAACCUUCUUAUAUAUGAGGAUACACAAUAUUUCUAAUUUGACGGUUUAUAAUUCCUAUCAGGUGAGUAAAGGGUUGGUGACGAUGAACAUGUGCAUACACCCUUUACUGUACAUGGCAGUGUUUGACAGCAUCAGGGUGUUCUGUUGUAGAAAGAAUUCUAAUAGGCCUUAGCAAACAAUGUGUAUUUCACCUUUGUUCUCAGGUUAUUCAAUGCAAGAUCAAACAAGUUCAAGUUCAAGUGCUUUAUUUGUCACAUACAUGAAAAUGUAGUGAAAUGUAAAAGGGUCUACACACUGUGCAAAAAUAAGGACUUGAGUUCAAUAGUCUCACUGCCUGUGGGUAAAAACUCCUCCUUAGUCUCUCAGUCCUUGCAUUGAGACUGCGGGGGCGUCUACCCGACGGCAACAACCUGUAUGUUCAUUGCAUCUUUGGUUAACAUUGAUUAUAAUAUUGUCAUUGGCAUUACAAGUGUUAACAUGCCGUCAUUAGUCACCAACACUUCAGAUGGAUAGGCCCACACAACCACCUUUAUUUGUAAUGAUUCAGUGUUACCAAAGUAUUGGUGGAUCUUUGACUUAAUAAGUAAUGCAUUAAAGUGUAACUGCACCCUAAAAUGUGUUUUCUGAGCUGUAAACUAAAUUAUAUGAUUAUAUGACUUAUACUUGCAUUUGUGUAUAAGAUAUUUUACUAAUAAAAAGAUUUAAUUGAUAAUAUAAAAUA
Molecule: messenger RNA, 3280 nt
Organism: Clupea harengus (Atlantic herring)
Lineage: Eukaryota; Metazoa; Chordata; Actinopteri; Clupeiformes; Clupeidae
Gene: ppan
Product: suppressor of SWI4 1 homolog
Exons: 13
Coding region: 194-2731 (845 amino acids)
Biological process (GO): ribosomal large subunit assembly; rRNA processing
Cellular component (GO): preribosome, large subunit precursor
Molecular function (GO): rRNA binding
Source: RefSeq, a predicted model, not a curated record